Xyrichtys novacula (pearly razorfish) is the source of this 6409-nucleotide messenger RNA. NCBI's taxonomy places the organism in Eukaryota, Metazoa, Chordata, Actinopteri, Labriformes, Labridae. The record is from the annotation of a GenBank genome assembly.
AUGGAGACCCGGAGUCCAGGAGUCCGACACAUGUGCACCCUGAGCCUGCUGCUGGUGUCCGUGUGUCCGCUCCGCCUCUGCAGCUCCAGUUGGAUGUGAGUAUCGGAGUCUUGGGGGCUCGGAUCCGGAGCGUGUAUGCUGUUCGGGUGAAUACACCUGGAGGCUUCAGACGUGAAAUAAAAGUUUAAAAAGUAAUAUUUAAAUAUUAAUGAAGGAUCUGUAAAGUUUCAUCUGCGGGGGUUCAGGUUAAAAUAUGAGAUUAAGAUUUUACGCAACAACCUCUGAGAUCAGUGAAAAAGAAAUAGGAGAAGUCGUUGUCUUUCUCAUCGGUUUGGUGGAGAAAAAAAUGCACUUUAACUCGGGGUUGAAAAUUUAGAAAAUGUGUGGUUUGAUAUCGUGUAGAAAUGCACUAAAAAUCUGUUGGAAAAAAGGACUUAAAUGAAAAGAAGUCACGAUUUUUCAAAGCAAGAGUUAAUUUAGACAUGAGAUUUUCAUGUUUUAUUUCUGUCAGAGGAAGGCUGCAAAAAGUCAAAUAUUUUAUAAAACCACAUUUUUCUCAAUUGAAAUCAGUCAGCUCCGGCUCCGACAUUAUUACUAUUAUUUUAUUUAAUAAAGUCAGUGCACAUUUAACAAAGUUUGUGGCAGUAUUCAUCCAUGUUAACAUGCUGGAUUUCGUCCUUAUAUGGUCAGAAAGCAGGUAGCAGCCAAACAUUAUAAACUUAAAUUUGUGCAAAGACUGUUUUAUGAUUCAUAUUACAAAUGAUAAAUGAAAUGAUAAAAUUCUCAUCUCACAAACUGAUGUUUAAAUCUUUCAAACUUUUUAAAUAAUAAUGUUUAAAAAGAUUUUUUUUCCAGCUGCUCAGCUGACACUGACGCCCCACCUCCAGUUUCAGGCCUGUGAUAUAAGAACCAUCAAUCAUGUCACUGGUGGUCUUGUUGAAUUUUGUAUUUUCUAGUCAGUAAUGUUAACCUCUGAGUCUGAGAAGCAGGAGUCUGAGUUUUGGCUAAAAUUUGUGAUUUUCUGACAGAAUGAAAACGUUUUCCUGUGAAAGAAAAAAAAAAUCAUGCACUGCUCUUUAUUUGAAGUUCCAUCAAAAUAAACCAGUUAUGAGAUUAUCUGAGGGUAUUCUCUGAUGAAUCAGACUCCAUAUGUCAAAUAUGGAGUCUGAUGAUCGGGUCUGUCUGUUUCAUCCAAACCAAGAAACUCAACUGUGGAUUGAACACAACCUCUGACCUUUUCAUGACGUGAGGACAAACAACAAUUUUACUGAAGGUGGAUCAUAAUAAAUCAUGAUACUUGAGCGACCGUGAUAACACAAAUCUGCAAAGUCACAUUGGAAUGAAUGAGUAACUAAUGACUUGUAAACUAUAAGUAAAUGGGUAGAUAGUACAUAAGUCCUCAUCAAGUUCUUUAAAGUGGCUAAUUACUACUUAAUAGUGAACAAAACGAGGUACUUUGAAUUAUUACCUCCUUACUUUAUUUUGCUGUAGGGUCCGCAAAAUAUUAACAAAUUACAAGGUUAUAAGUUAGUAAUUGUUCAUUACCGCAUGUUAUGGUGCCUCCCUUUGUUCUCUAAAAAAGACUUUAAUGAGGACUUAGUCUCUAUUUACCAGUUAAUUCGUCUUAAUUAGUCAUCAGUAACUCAUUUAUUACCAAAGACAGUGUUGUAACUGUGAAAUAUCUGUGUACGUUCCCAUUCGAGGAACCAUUUUACACACCUGGAUGUUGUGUCUUGGCUUUGCUGCUCUCUCCAGCUUAGUGGAUCUCUAACAGGUGUUCUCCUCAGGUGGCUGGGCGUGACUUCGGCGGGGAUCUCGGAGAAGCUGGGCUGUGCUAACCUCCCUCUGAGCCCCAGACAGCUGUUCCUGUGCCGCAGGAAGCCCUUCCUGCUUCCCAGCAUCCAGGACGGAGCACGGCUGGCUGUGUCCGAGUGCCAGAGUCAGUUCAGACACGAGCGGUGGAACUGCUCCACCAGCCAGCAGCCGCCCGUGUUCGGGCACGAGCUGACCAGCGGUGAGGGCGUUAAACCCGGUUUAUACCUGAGAGAAAUUAUGGUUACAUUCAUUGAAACAAGCGUGUAACUCUAAAACACACUGAGACCUCACCUGAUAUACAGGAUUCACCUGGGCUGGGCUGUUCAGGAGGAAUUUAUUUUACCUGCAGAGUUUCCAAAAGUCUGUCAGAAUAAAAGUUUCAAAUUUGGACUGAGCUAAAGUUUGUAUGUUCAUCAAACACACACUACAGGAACUUUAUUCAAAUACUGAACCAUGUUUAUUGGAUAGAAAAAUGAAAACAUGCUGUGUUGUAGGAGAAAGUAAACUCACCCAUUGUGAGGAUAUGAUAUCUGUGGAUAUUUGUCUGCAGUGAGUCAAUCACAUGGUCUGACUCAGAAUAUCUAAGACAUGUGAGACAUUAAAACUAGUCUGAGAAAUAUCUCAAACAUGAGUUCACUGAUCUGUCCUGAUGUUUUAUUUUCAGUUUUGCGUAGAUAAGAUCUGUGUUCACUAACACUGCUGUGUGCUUUCACCAGGCUUUACUGAAACAAGAUUACAAAAGUUGUCCUGCAGCCCUCACUGUCCUGUAGUGGUGACCUUUCAGUCUGUUUUUAAAUUAUUUAUUUAAUUUAACACAAUUUAACUGAAAAACCUAAAACCUUUUAGUAGACGACCAAAGUCAGAAUUAGCAGCAGCUCUUCACCCAAAAAUUAAACCUAAAAAAAUCGAUGUCUGUUAUUUUUUCUCUAUGUAAACCUCCCCUAACCUAACACACCUGAUAAGCUGUUUUAUAUAUCUAUGGCAUGGGGUAUACUUUAUGUUCAUCUGUCCAACACUUCAUUAGGGAAAGGUGGAACCUUCUGUCUGGAAAAUUCUGUCUGUCACAUUGAUUACAGGCCAAUCACAGUAACAUAACAUGUAUAUAGGCGUGCACCGCUACCAAGGAAAAUGCUGAAUUUUCCUGUUAUGUUUUAAAGCGUAACCCAAUCCCAAACUUUUAUUUCCCAUCACUAACCUGAAUUUUAUAAUGUCACAUUGGCCCCUCCCCCUACCUUUGCAGGCACCAAAGAAACAGCAUUUAUCUACGCUGUGAUGGCAGCAGGGCUGGUCCAUGCUGUCACACGUUCCUGCAGUCAAGGGAACACGACGGAGUGUGGCUGCGACGCCAGGCUCCAGGGAGGCGGCUCGGCGGUGGACGGCUGGCACUGGGGCGGCUGCUCGGAUCACAUCCAGUACGGGACCUGGUUCAGCCGCAAGUUCAUGGACAACAACAUGAAAAACACAUCGACGACCCGAGGAGGGUACACACUGAACAGUAUGAACCAACACAACAGUGAGGUGGGACGACAGGUGAGGGAGCUUGAGAGGGAUUUUAUUCUGUGAAAGUGCAAUGUGAAGUCCGUGAACCAUGUUGAGCUGCAUGCUCAUCACAUCGAUUAAAAACAGGUUAAAAGAAAAAAGGGUCAGCAUAUUAAUACACUGUGAGUGUGGCUUUAUGAAGCAGUCAGAUUUGUGCUAUUUCACUGAUGGACAAUAGGUGGGAGUAACAGAUUGGAGAAGGUACAGCAGCAGGUUAACACAAGGGUAAUUAAUAUUCGAUUCAAACUAGAGUUGCAAAGGGGCGGAAAAUUUGUGGUAAAUUUCUGGUAAAUUUCCAGAGACUUUCCAUGGAAAGUUAAGCAGGGAUAUUCCAAAUUGGAAAGAAUUUAUAGGAAUAAUUGGAAAUUAUUGGGAAUUAAUGGGAAUGGACUGGAAAUUGGGGGUAAUUUAAACAAACUGUAUCAUAUCCAAACAUAAAUGUCAAUAUUUUUGUUUUGUCAUAAGGAGACAUUCAUGUAAAACACACAAAAAAGCUUUUAAAAACACUAAUGCAAUGGCAUGAACAGAAAUAUAGUCCGCUAAACAACUGGAAUGAUCUUCAAAAUAUUUGACAAUUGAUGUAUAAAUUAUUGUAUGGUUUUAGAAAACCCACUUGCAGGAGUUAGAAGAAACAGCAUCAAAUUUAAGGUAGCUACCACCACCAUGAUGAGAUAGCCCCUUAAAUAGUCAAUAGCUCACAUUUAGCACCUACUUUUAUGUAAUUUUUGCAAGUUAAAUAUUAAUACUAUUAUAGAUUCAAUAUAUUUACCCCAUAAUAUUAUCAAAACUUACUUGACUUUUUAUAGUGCGUUGGCUCAAAUAUCUUGUGCUUUGGGCUCAAAAGUGUGGCCUCCAGGGUUCAAGAAAUCAUCUGUGCAUGUAAUGGAGGAAUGCACGUAGGGGGUGUGGCCUCAAUAGCCCUGCAGUAAGCAGUGUGCUAUGUGUAUGUGAUUGAGGAGUGUACUUUACAUUAAAUCUGAUUGUUUUAGCCAAGAUUAUGCUACAAUAUAGUUUCCCCAACUAUAUUUAGGUUCCCUGAUAAGGUCAACCUUCAAUUUUGUAAAUUUAGAUUUAUUCCCAUGUAUUCCUGUUAAUUCCCAUGGAAAGUUCCCAACUUUGAAAAUUCCCGGAAUUUCGCAACCCUAAUUCAAACUAACAAAUAUUCACUCUAGAAGGUCCCCGCUCAGUAUGAGGACCAAAGAUGAAGUCCCCAGAAUGUCAGUAUUUGUGUUUGAGUGUGAGUUUAAUAUAAGUACUGUGUUCCCCAACAAACAACAGUGUUUAUGUGUGUUUACAUCCAUCUCAAUAAGUUCAGGUGUGAUCAAUAUUAUUCUGACAUAUCUGUGUGAUACUUUCAUGGCAUCUUAAGCAGAACACCAGAGCGUAACAUUUUCACACAGGUGAGAGUAAAACUAUAAAAUAAACUCGCCAUUUCCUCCUCUUCCUCCUUGUUCUCUAGGCCAUUGAGCAGACAAUGUCCACAGACUGUCGCUGUCAUGGCGUCUCAGGAUCCUGCGCAGUGAAGACAUGUUGGAGAAUGAUGGCGCCAUUUGACCGUGUUGGCGUCUACCUGAAGGAUCGGUACGAGAACAGUGUUCAGGUGUCAGACCGCUCCAGGAGGAAGACAAGGAGGAAGGAUCAGCGCCGCCCCCCAGUGGACAAACAGCGUCUUAUCUUCUUUAACAAAUCUCCUAACUACUGCCUGGAGGACCGGCGCCGUGGCGUGGCUGGCACCAGGGGGCGCCGCUGCAACCGCACGUCCACCGGUUCGGAUAGCUGCAACUUGCUGUGCUGUGGGCGGGGCUACAACACGCACGUGGUGAGACACGUCCAACGCUGUGAGUGCAAGUUUGUCUGGUGCUGCUACGUCCGCUGCAGGCGCUGCGAGAGCAUGAACGACAUGCACACCUGCAAAUAAGGACACACCUGUGAGGUACACACCUGCAAAUAAAGACACACCUGGAUACAACACACUAGAUAAUACCCCUGGAAACAAAGACACGCCUGGAGGUACACUAACCUGGACUUUAGGUUCAGUUAUACUUGGUCUCACAGGUAAUUUCGGUGGGGGAAUUAAGUCUAUGUGUGAAGCUUAAUGAUCUUUAAAUGAAAUUAAUGAUGGUCUGUGAUUGGUCGCAAGCAAUGACAUCAUCAAUCUCAUUGGACGCUCUACAGUUUUUGACCUCAUCAAAGUUUUUUAAGCUCUUCAACUUCUCUGUGCUGAAAUAUUUUCAAACUGUUUUUUCAACUUCUUGCUGAACUUGAAAGUUUCAGUGCGAAAUUAAUAUUUAGCAAUUUCACAAAACGCCGCCUUGCCCACUCCUACUGCUAAUGUAGUGAUGGUGGCCCUCAUGGACAAAAAGCAUAGUAAAGGUCCUUACACACUGGGAGCAUUUUUUUCGUGCGAUUACUUCAGACGUCAAUAUUUUUUUCGAACCCGUAUCCUGUCAAUACAAGUGUUCGCAUCUGCAAUGUUUUCCCGUCCUGCGAUAUUGUGGCAUUUAUUUUUUCGUAUCACGGUCGAAUUUUCUAAAGUUUCUUAACUGUGUGUCCACUUCUGACCAAUCAGGUUUCAUGUUGUUGUGACGUCAGAUUCACCGGUAUAUCCAACAUGGCCGACCGGCUGAUUGUUUACGUGUCGGAGAACAGAGUGCUUUUUGAUAAAAGACACAAACAUUACAAAGAUAACGACCUGAAGGACGACUUGUGGAGAGUCAUAGCGUUGGAUUUCUCAUAUGACGAUGGUUUGUGUGCUUUAACAGUUUGCUAAACGUCUUUGUUUUAACUUUCAUCUGUGCUACGUAACUUUAGCUCGUAAGCUAACCUGUUCAGAUACAACAUACUGUACGUAUUUCCACUGUCUCAAACUCAAUCGCGUUGCUGUCACAGCACCAUUAGGUCUCGGUUGUUACCUUACGCUUAUGGAUUAUAGUUUAAUGUGCUUAUCUGGUACUGGCCCCGACUCAGUACAUGCUAUCAUGACAGACAGACAUCUCAACACUAGUGUCUAAUCAGAACUGAAAACCAGUCAGUCUGCUGUUGUGUCAGUCUUCUC